Molecule: messenger RNA, 5492 nt
Organism: Eurytemora carolleeae
Lineage: Eukaryota; Metazoa; Arthropoda; Copepoda; Calanoida; Temoridae
Exons: 9
Coding region: 70-4974 (1634 amino acids)
Source: RefSeq, a predicted model, not a curated record
GUAUUUUGAAAAAGCAUUUUUAGGUUUUUGGACACGACAAAUUUUGAAGAUGCGCUAGGUAGUUCUGAAAUGAUGAAAGAAACUGCGUAUGAGACUAAGAGAGCGGAGGUGGCGAUUAUUCAGAAGAAAAUUGAUGAGUUGAAGAAGGAAAAGGAAAAAAUAAGAAAGGAACGAGACAUACUGGAGCGUAAUAACCCUGAAACUAUUAAUUCUGUGAAAUCGGGAGUCGGAGAGAUAAUUAGGAAAGAAAAGAAACCAAAGAAAGAUAAGAAAAUAAAGAAAGAGCGGGCAGAGAAAGAAAAGAAUACUGAUCAGAAUAAGAACAAAAAGAUAAAAGGACCUGGAGAUAAAAUCAGAAAACAGAUGAGAAGAAUCGAAACUAUGGAAUUGAUGGAAUGGGGACUAAGUUUUAAGAUGCCAGCAUCUACCAGUUCACACAUACAGGAGGUUUCUUCAACCAAGCCAGCCUCAGUUUUCAGUCCUGAAGGUUCAGACGAGACGAUGGUUACCUGUGCCGUCUCAACUGAAUUAAAGGUAUCUGAAACCAAGCAAGCUACAGUCUUAAGUCCACAAGGUGUAGAAGAGGGGAAAAAUACUUCUGACCAAGUCUCGUAUGUAUUAAAGGAUGAGCUCAGUAACAUUGAAUCAGACGAAUCUAGCAGAGUGGAAUGGGAGAGUCUUUUCCCCUGUCCCAGAAUAGUUGAAGAUAUGAUCGACCAUUCUCAAGAUGUUUUGGAGACUGGUGAAGAGCUUAGGUCAAGAUUUUUCCGGGAGAUUCAAGCUGAGCUAGAUCAGGCUGCUGAGUGGAAUUAUCAAACAUCAGUCCUGAAAUCUCUUCUGGCCACCGCCGCCGGAGUAGGUAAAUCCAACUCAGAAGUCAAGAUUGAUAUCUCUGAUACGGUUCCAGUUGAGAAUAAUGAGAUCGGAAACCAUGAUCAGAUCGAUCAAGUUGGUCAUGUCCAGAUUCAAGGUUCUCAUCAAGACCUCAAUGCACAACCAGAACCAGAUUUUUGUUGUCCCGGUAUUGGGCUCGGGUCUAUAGAACAUGCGAGUCUGAAUUCUAGAGUUUUGGCCGAUCUAGACCAGGAAGGAAUACUACUGCGAGAAUUCUUGGAUAUUGGAUUCUAUUCAGAGAUAUCUACGGUUGUUCCUGAUAAUGUCCAGGUUCUUACCCCAUCUUCACCGGUUUUCCAGGAUGAAAAUGAACCUGCUCCAGCCCUAUCUUCACCAGUUCUUCUGGAUGAGAAUGAACCUGCUUCAACCCUAUUUUUACAGGUUCUCCGGGAGGAGAAUGAACCUGCUCCAAUGGAGUUUUCUCCAUUUGCUCCAGUUACUACAAGGAGUCCUGAACCUGGGUUCUAUUAUUGGAAUUCUCAGGAUGAAAUUUCCCCUGUGGUCACUUCAGUUCUUCAGAAGUCUAUUGGAGGUUGCGUCUCUUUGUUGGAUAGAAAUUCCUUUGAUUUAUCUCACGUUGAAGAACUUUCUCAGGGAAACCAAAAGAGCUUUUCCACAGUUGAAACCCUUGAUACUCCACGAAUGAAAGAUCAUCUUAUCGAGGUAUUGAAAUCACUUGGUGUUUCAGAUGCAGAAUUUGAACAGAACCUUGAGACGAGGAUUGCUCCGUGCGAUGGAUUUCAACAGAAUCUGGAAACUGAUCUUGCUCCAAGUACUGAACUUCAGUAUCCUAACAAUAAGCGUGAUUUAUACUCGGUAUUUCAACAGAAUUCAGAAAUUAAUCUUGCUUCACACCCUGAAUAUCAACAGAAUCCGAAAAUCAAUCGUGCUUCACACCUUGAAUAUCAAAAGUAUCCGGAUGCUGAUCUUGCUUCAUCUACUGAAGUUCUGAAGAUCCCAAAGACUAAUAAGUUUCUUCAUAAUACAGAGUAUGGUCUUGCUCCAUGCUUGGAAUCUAUUGUUACCUCAUGCGCUAAACCUCGACAGAAUUUGAAGAUAAAGCAAUCAAUACAGAAUCCAGAUACUGAGCUUACCCCACGCCCUCAAUUUCAGGAGAUCGUAGAGACUGAGUUUGCUCCAUGCCCUGAAUUUCAACAGAAUCCUACAAAAGUGCUUGCUCCGUCCCUUGAAUUUCAAAAGAUUUUAAAGACUGAGGUUUCCUCACAUCCGGAAUUUCCACAGAAUAUUAAGCCUAAUGAUGCUUCACAUCCUGAAUCUUGUCAGAAACCAGAGAUUAAGCUUGCUCCCUGUCCUGUACUUCAGAAAACUCCGGAGACAAAGCUUUUUCCAUGUUCAGAAUGUCCUCAGGAUCCGAUAAGUAAUCUUGCUCCACUCUCUGAUUUUUCACAGAAUUCAGCGAUUAAUCUUGCUUUGGUUUACGAAUUUCAAGAGAAGCCAGGUACCGAGUUUGCUUCUUGCCCUCAGUUUCAACAAGAUCCGGCGAUAAAGCUUGCUCCAUCCUCUGAAAUUAAUGAGACUUCAGAGACUAAGGUUGCUCCAUGUCCUAACUCUAAAUAUAAUCCAAAGACCAGAGUCUCUCUACUUGAACUUCAGGAAAUCCCAGAGAUAAAGUUUUCACUGCACCUUGAAUCUCAACAAAAUCUGAUAACGGAGCUAGCUUCAUCACCCGAACUUCAGAAGACCCCUGAAUUGCAUCAGACUCCUGUCAUAGAGGUUGGUCCAUCCCCUGAAAUUCAACUUGUUCUUAAUACAAAGCUUGGCUCAAAAACUGAUGCUGUUUCGGAUACGAAAGUAAAUGAGAUCAAUACUUCUCAUGAUGCAGAAAAUAAUCUUCCAGUGAAACAGCUGUUAGAAUUAGAACCCAAACCAGCGACAAGUCUUAUCCUAGAGACAAAGGAUACUUUAAGUAACUAUUCUAAGACUGAGCUUUUCACCCAUACAGAGACAAAAAUUAUCCUGGAUACAGAGAAUUCUUCAAGAAACAAUACAAUUCCCAAGACGCCUCCCAAUACAGAGACAAGUAUUAUCCUGGAUACAGAGAAUGCUUCAAGGUACAAUACUAUUCCCGAGACGUUUUCCAAUACAGAGACAAGUCUUGUCCUGGAUACAGAGAAUGCUUCAAGUAACAAUACAAUUCCCAAGACGCCUCCCAAUACAGAGACAAGUCUUGUCCUGGAUACAGAGAAUGCUUCAAGAAACAAUACAAUUCCCAAGACGCCUCCCAAUACAGAGACAAGUCUUAUCCUGGAUACAGAGAAUGCUUCAAGUAACAAUACAAUUCCCGAAACGUUUUCCAAUACAGAGACAAGUUUUAUCCUGGAUACAGAGAAUGCUUCAAGUAACAAUACAAUUCCCAAGACGCCUCCCAAUACAGAGACAAGUCUUAUCUUGGAUAUAAAGGAUGCUUCAAAGACUGAGUUGUUUCCUAAUACUGAAAUAAUCCGAAGUAAAUACCUUGAACCUGUUUUAAAAAACGAAGAUUUACCGGAUUUGCAGGAGAAGGAUAAAUCCUCCCUGCAUAGAAUUCUUUCGCUCUACAGAACAAGGAUGAGACGUGACAGUGUUAACUAUCAAAAUGUUUUCAAUCUUGCCGAGAUUUCGGAUGACAAGGAUGAAUCGGAGAAAACUUCGUCCGAAUCUGAAUCCGAUUCGUUCAGCUCGGACCCUGAUUCGUCCAGCUCGGACCCUGAUUCGUCCAGCUCGGACUCUGAUUUACCAACAGGAAACGAAAUCAUUACGAUGAGCAUGGUCAAGGUUGGUAAUAAACCUGAACUGCCAGUCAGCAAAUCAAGAAAUAACGAUUGCAAGCUUGCUAGGAAAAGUCAAGAUAGAUGUAUUGGUUAUGAGGAGUUUAAAGAACGACUAGAAGUAUCUGAAGGAUGUCGCAGUAUUGAGAAGAAAAGACAAUGUGACAACUCAACCAAAAUAACUUCAAAAGGUGGUGAAAUGGUCCUUGAAGUUUAUAAAUAUCCUAUGUUUUCUGGAACCCCUAUUCCUGUGAUCCAACUAAGUGAGUCCCUCAACCAACCCAACCCAUUUUCAAGUGUCUCUGGAUAUAUUAUACCAACUAUACUUUCAACCUCCACUGGAUAUCCUUGUAUCUCUAAACCUGCAACCUCUACUGGAUAUCCUUUUAUCUCUAAACCAGCAACCUCCACUGGAUAUCCUUGUAUCUCUAAACCUGCAACCUCUACUGGAUAUCCUUGUAUCUCUAAACCAGCAACCUCUACUGGAUAUCCUUGUAUCUCUAAACCAGCAAACUCUACUGGAUAUCCUUUCAUCUCUAAACCAGCAACCUUUACUGGAUAUCCUUGUAUCUCUAAACCAGCAACCUCUACUGGAUAUCCUUGUAUCUCUAAACCAGCAACCUCCACUGGAUAUUCUUGCUCUUCUAUAUAUCCAAGUGCACCGAUAGCUGAUGCAGGUAAAGGAUUUAUCUCUACUGUAUCAUCUCAAAAAUUGUUCGAUUUCUGUGUUCCCCCUCCCACUCCUAAUGAAGCCUUCGUUUCUCCUUACCGAGGAAAACUUACUAAAACUCAAGACUUUAUUAAUCCUGGAGACUAUUCUAUUCUUCAUCCCAAUCCUCGCCAGUUUCAUAAUCAGAACAUGAACCUAAAGGACCAUAGUCCUGUUAUCGAAACCAAGCACAUUUUAAACCAUAGAAGGUGCGAGAAACUUGACAAAAGUUAUAAUUUUACCUCGGAGACAGGACAGAGCUGUGCAGAUGUCUACUCUAACGAAGGAUGGAAGAAUGAUCAAAGGGUGCGCGAGACCUGGCAAAAAUACAAGGGUCGGAGACAAUAUAACAACCAGGAAGAUAUUACAAGCUGGGACACAAGGAGCAAUUAUAAUCACAUUGGUCGUAAUAAAGAUCUACGAGAUUAUCUGGAUCAGUGUCCUAAUCAUCAAUGGGAUCGAAACUAUACUCAAGGAUCUCAAUAUGGAUUGAAAAAUCGUAGUUCUGAAAGGAGUCUGGAAGGCCGGAAGUAUCCAAGUAGAUAUUCCUACAGUCUGGAUCCACGAUCUUAUAUUAAAAGAGCAAGGUAUAGCGAUCAUUAGCGAUCUGAAUCAGUUCUCUUUUUGGUCCUUCACAAUAUCGGAGAACUGACUGAGCUUAAAUACCAAGGCUUUACUCAAAGGACCGGAAUGGUGUGACUUAGCAUUGCUGUGUUUUCCCCCCAGUUUGUUUAAGUCAGGUGUUGGAUAGCAUGACUAGUGAAAUCAAAGCAUUUUAGUGUAAUUUUGACUGUAACUUUUACAGGUUUAAGUGUAUUUUAAAGCGGAGAAAAAGAAAAAAACGAGUCGGCAAUUCAACCUGAUAUAAAGUGACAUCAAACAUAUGUUCAUGCUAUUUUAAGUUGUAAUGUAAGGACCAAUAUUAUUUCGGACUCAAUUACUACUUGUACAUAUAUUAUUUGAAAAUUUUAAAUGGUGAAAUUUUGACCAAAGAUUUAAAAUGUUCAUAUGUAAAUAAGUUUACACAUUUUUGAUUUGUAUUGUUUGGCACCAUUUUGUGAUAAUCAUUGAAAAUUGUAGUUUUCAUUUAUGUAAAUUCUAAAUAUAGGACUUUCAAGCGU